CGGUUUAUCGGCGCCAUCAUCGCCGGAGAGAGCUAUAGAGCUGGAACAGACCGAGGGCGCUCCAAGACGUCGCUGUCGAUGCGCUUGCUUUGACUGCCCCUGCCCCUGUUUACGAUUUCGAUCCCAAAACAACAGCAACAACAACAACCAAGAGUCAACAGCAUAGCGCUGGAAGAUAUCAGCGAAAGCAGCAGCACUGAUUUUUCGUAGAGCACACGUCGACGUCGCAGCUCAUAGGCUAAGAAACUCACGCUCACGUAGCCAUCAUGAUGCACACACGAGCUCUUCUGCCCAGAAAGCUGCAACAAUGUUUAAGCCAAGACAACAACCGUUCCCAACUGAGACACACAACAGUUAACUGCCUUAACAAUGUCCAAAAACAACAACAACACAUGUUCUCAACAGCGCCACGAUCGACAUCAGCUGCGCUGCUCUCUCCAGCGCCGCUCUCGACAUCAUUAGCGUUGCCGUUUGCAAUCAGACGGUUUUCACAGUCGGCGUGCGGCGAUACAAAAUCGAAGAAUAUGGCGGACAUGAAAAUGCUGCAAACUCCUCUGGAGGAGAGCGAUCCCGAGCUGGCCGAGAUCAUCAAGAAGGAGAAACAACGUCAGCGCGAAGGUCUCGAAAUGAUUGCCAGCGAGAACUUCACCUCUGUGGCAGUCUUGGAGAGUUUGGGCUCUUGCUUGACCAAUAAAUACUCGGAGGGCUAUCCCGGCAAGCGAUACUAUGGCGGCAAUGAGUUCAUUGAUCAGAUCGAGUGCAUGGCUCAGAGUCGCGGCCUCCACUUGUUCAAUCUCAAUAAGGAUGAGUGGGGCGUCAAUGUGCAACCUUAUUCGGGAUCGCCGGCCAAUUUUGCAGCCUACACGGGCGUCUGUCGUCCGCACGAUCGUAUCAUGGGUCUAGAUCUUCCCGAUGGUGGCCAUUUGACGCAUGGCUUCUUCACACCAAACAAGCGCAUCUCAGCCACGUCCAUCUACUUCGAAAGCAUGCCCUAUAAGGUGAAUCCCCAGACUGGCAUCAUCGAUUACGAUAAGUUGGAGGAGGCUGCCAAGACGUUCCGCCCUCAGAUCAUUAUUGCCGGCAUUUCUUGUUACUCCCGUCUGCUGGACUAUGAGCGUUUCCGCAAGAUCUGUGAUCAGGUUGGCGCCUAUUUAAUGGCCGAUAUGGCGCACGUGGCUGGCCUAGUAGCCGCCGAGUUGAUUCCCUCACCUUUCGAAUUUGCGGACAUUGUAACAACAACCACGCACAAGACGCUGCGCGGGCCACGCGCCGGCGUCAUCUUCUACCGCAAGGGUGUGCGCGGCUGCAAACCCAAUGGCGAUAAAAUCAUGUACGAUCUGGAGGAGCGCAUCAAUCAGGCCGUGUUCCCAGCACUGCAAGGUGGACCGCACAACAAUGCGGUCGCAGGCAUUGCAACAGCCUUCAAGCAGGCCAAGUCUCCUGAAUUCAAAGUAUACCAGGCACAGGUAAUCAAGAACGCCAAGGCUCUGUGCAAGGGGCUGAUAGAUCUGGGCUAUAAUGUGGCCACUGGUGGCACUGAUGUCCAUCUCGUAUUGGUCGAUGUCCGCAAGGCGGGCUUGACAGGCGCAAAGGCAGAACUGAUACUCGAGGAAAUCGGCAUUGCCUGCAACAAGAAUACGGUGCCCGGAGACAAAUCGGCACUGAACCCAUCGGGUAUUCGUCUCGGCACACCCGCUCUGACCACGCGCGGUCUCGUUGAAAAGGAUAUUGACCAGGUGGUCAAGUUCAUUGAUGAAGCGCUCAAGAUUGCUGCUGAAGCGGUCAAGGAGUCGGGCAGUCCCAAGCUGGCCGAUUUCGCCAAUGUGCUGCAUGAGAGCGACAACAUUAAGGAGAAAGUGGAGGACUUGCACGAACGCGUCAUCGAGUUCAGCAGCAAGUUCCAGCUGCCUGGCCUGGAAACAUUUUAAAGCGCACCCAACUGGUGGCGAUCGCCUCGUCUCUAUUUACAAAUGCAACAUUCUCUCUUCUUUGGCCUGCGAAAAAACGUAUACUAUUUUUAUUUUGUGUACACCAAUAGUAUGUUAAUGAAUUUAUAUGCGCCGAUCUUUUCAAUUCCAAAUAAAACCAAUGCUACAGUUAGGUUACAAAAAACA
Messenger RNA from Scaptodrosophila lebanonensis, 2114 nucleotides. RefSeq names its product serine hydroxymethyltransferase, cytosolic (gene Shmt). Gene Ontology annotation, biological process: folic acid metabolic process; tetrahydrofolate interconversion; purine nucleobase biosynthetic process. Lineage: Eukaryota; Metazoa; Arthropoda; Insecta; Diptera; Drosophilidae. The transcript has 4 exons. Gene Ontology annotation, molecular function: protein homodimerization activity; cobalt ion binding; glycine hydroxymethyltransferase activity. Bases 267 to 1928 code for a protein of 553 amino acids. The record is from RefSeq and is a predicted model, not a curated record. Gene Ontology annotation, cellular component: cytoplasm; cytosol; nucleus.